Neurospora tetrasperma FGSC 2508 is the source of this 1549-nucleotide messenger RNA. Its product is annotated as homogentisate 1,2-dioxygenase. Bases 1 to 1404 code for a protein of 467 amino acids. Gene Ontology annotation, molecular function: homogentisate 1,2-dioxygenase activity. Gene Ontology annotation, cellular component: cytoplasm. The transcript has 2 exons. The record is from RefSeq and is a predicted model, not a curated record. Lineage: Eukaryota; Fungi; Ascomycota; Sordariomycetes; Sordariales; Sordariaceae. Gene Ontology annotation, biological process: L-phenylalanine catabolic process.
AUGCCAGUCACCAACUUUGACUUCAAGGAAAAGUACCGCUACCAGAAUGGCUUCGAUUCCUACUUAGAGUCCGAAGCCGUCUCCGGCGCUCUCCCCAUCGGCCACAACUCGCCCCAGAAGCCUCCUCUCGGCCUUUACGCCGAGAAGCUUUCCGGAACCGCCUUCACAGCUCCCCGUCACGAGAACAAACAAUCAUGGCUCUACCGCAUCCUGCCAUCAUGCUCGCACCCGCCCUUCGUCCAGGCCACUCCACGUAAUGGUCAGGAGCCCGUACUUGAGCAAUCGCCAGCCAGACUGCACUACAUUCCCAACCAACUCCGAUGGGACCCCUUCGACCAUGAAUCCGACACCGACUUUGUCUCCGGCCUGCGUCUCGUCGCCGGCGCCGGCGACCCCACCCUCAAGCAAGGUCUGGGCAUGUACAUCUACGCUGCCGGCAAGUCCAUGUCCGCCCAAUCAGCCUUCUACUCCGCCGACGGCGACCUUCUCAUUGUAGCCCAAGACGGCGUGCUCGACAUCCGCACCGAGUUCGGCUGGCUAUUGGUCAGGCCCAUGGAAAUCGCCGUCAUCCCGCGCGGCGUGCGCUACCAAGUCCUCCUCCCCUCCGGUCCCGUCCGCGGUUACGCACUCGAGCUUUACCAAGGGCACUUCCAGCUCCCCGAGCUCGGCCCCAUCGGCAGCAACGGCCUCGCCAACGUGCGCGACUUCCAAGCUCCCGUUGCCUGCUUCAGCGAAGACCACGGAUCGAUCGCGCUCGACGGGCCCAACAGCUACACCAUCACAGCCAAGUUCAACAACACCCUUUUUGAGACCAAGCAGCCGCACACCCCCUUUGAUGUUGUGGCGUGGCACGGUAACUACUACCCCUACAAAUACGAUCUCGGUAGAUUCAACACCAUCGGCUCCAUCAGCUUUGACCAUCCGGAUCCAUCCAUCUUCACCGUCCUCUCCGCCCCUUCAGACCACGCGGGAACCGCCAUCGCCGACUUUGUCAUCUUUCCUCCUCGCUGGCUUGUCGGGGAAGACACGUUCCGCCCACCUUGGUACCACCGCAACACGAUGAGCGAGUUCAUGGGACUGAUCACUGGAGCAUACGAUGCCAAGAAGGGAGGAAAGGGGGGUUUCGUUCCGGGAGGCGCGAGUUUGCAUAAUGUCAUGAGCGGACAUGGCCCCGAUGCGGCGAGUUAUGAAGGGGCGAGGAACGCUGAACUGAAACCGCAAAAGGUCGGAGAGGGGAGUUGUGCGUUUAUGUUUGAGAGCUGUUUGAUGGUGGGUGUGACGGAUUGGGGACUCGAGACUUGUCACAAGGUGCAGGAGGAUUAUAAUGAGCAUAGUUGGGGUGGGGUUAAGGUGCAUUGGAAGGGCAUGCCGGAGGGCGAGAAGGGGCAGGGGCAUUUGUUGUGAAGAGAGCAGGAAGGGGAAAUGGAGGGAGAAGGGGAAACAACUGAUUUGAGGGGUACUUUGGCUAGGUGUGAACAUGAAAAUGGGACAUGGGUGCCCGGGCUGUUGUGAAAGAAGGAGUAUACCGAUAAGCAGAGGACUUGAUAGG